Cuscuta campestris is the source of this 1259-nucleotide messenger RNA. The record is from the annotation of a GenBank genome assembly. NCBI's taxonomy places the organism in Eukaryota, Viridiplantae, Streptophyta, Magnoliopsida, Solanales, Convolvulaceae.
GCUUAACCACACUGCGAGUAUUUCUAGACUGUUCCCAAGCAAGGCCCCUCGCCGAUCGUUGCAGAUCAUCUCUCCCUAUCUGAAAUAUGGCUGAAGCUGCUGCACCUGUUGUUGCAAGUGAUGAGUUGUUGGAGUGGGCAAAGAAGGAUAAACGCAGGUUUCUCCAUGUUGUGUAUCGUGUCGGUGACCUUGAUCGCACCAUCAAGUUUUACACGGAGUGUUUUGGGAUGAAGUUAUUGAGAAAGAGAGACGUUCCUGAGGAGAAAUAUGCAAAUGCUUUUCUUGGGUUUGGCUCUGAAGAUUCUCACUUUGUUGUGGAAUUGACAUACAAUUAUGGAGUUGACAAGUAUGAUAUCGGGACGGGCUUUGGACACUUUGCUAUUGCAACUCAAGAUGUAUACAAAUUGGUUGAAGACAUCAAGUCUAAGGGUGGAACUAUCACUCGCGAACCUGGUCCUGUCAAAGGUGGAUCAACUGUUAUUGCUUUCGCGAAAGAUCCAGAUGGCUACCUCUUUGAGCUUAUUCAGCGAGGUUCUACUCCAGAACCACUCUGUCAAGUAAUGCUCCGUGUGGGUGACCUGGAACGCUCUAUCAAGUUCUAUGAAAAGGCUUUGGGAAUGCAACUUCUGAAGAAAACUGAUAGGCCAGAACAGAAGUAUACCAUAGCGAUGAUGGGAUAUGCUCCAGAAUAUGAGACUACAGUUCUGGAAUUGACUUACAAUUACGGCGUUACUGAAUACACCAAAGGAAAUGCCUAUGCACAGGUUGCCAUAAGCACAGAUGAUGUGUACAAAAGUGCAGAGGUUGUUAACCUUGUGACUCAAGAGCUUGGCGGGAAGAUCACUCGACAACCUGGUCCCAUUCCAGGGAUCAAUACCAAAAUCACUUCUUUCCUUGACCCCGAUGGUUGGAAGACGGUUCUGGUUGACAAUGAGGAUUUUCUGAAGGAGCUGCAUUAAUAAUUCUCUUCAGCAGUCUCAUAGUACGAAUCUCUUCUUCUUAAUCACAAUAAAAGAGCAUAUAUGAGUCACUUUUCUGCUCUUGUACUGCAAUAUUCUCUGUAUGUAAUUUACAAGACAUAAUAUUUGAGCUUUUUAAAGUUCUCUGUGUAAUACUAUAAUACCCCCCUAUACUAAAUCUUAGAGUGCAAACACAUACUACCCCUAUCUCAAAAUAUUCCUUUAUUCAAAGAACUUUGAUUAGCAAUCAAAUAAAAAUUACAAUGCAUAUUACUACCAAAAUGAAUCUAUUAGAUUUAC